Vitis vinifera (wine grape) is the source of this 1160-nucleotide messenger RNA. RefSeq lists its product as uncharacterized. NCBI's taxonomy places the organism in Eukaryota, Viridiplantae, Streptophyta, Magnoliopsida, Vitales, Vitaceae. The transcript is spliced from 4 exons. The record is from RefSeq and is a predicted model, not a curated record. Bases 176 to 1003 code for a protein of 275 amino acids. Gene Ontology annotation, molecular function: protein binding.
GGGAGGAAAAUUCCUAAAUAUUCAAUGUCUUGAGUCUUGAGUCUUGACCGUCACCACACUAAUUUCCUCUGCACGAAAAUCAAAACACGCUGACGUCAUCUUGGAUAUAUUCCCUCACUCUGCAAAAACCUCUCCAGAACCCCCUUUUUCUUUCUUUCCCUCUAGUUCUUCCCUGAUGACACGCAUCGAGGAGUUGCAAAGGGGGAUCGAGGCGGAGGCGACGGCAGAUUUCACGGCCUUGUUUUGCGAUGGGGAGGUUGUCGAUUCGGGAGGAGAUGUGACUAAGAGUCCUGGCAGUAAGCGGAAGAAGAAGAGGAAACGACAAGAUGGGGCAGAGGAAGGCAAGUCGGAAGUUCUGCAAGACCCAUUGGAGGUUUUUGGCUCAGACAUGAUGAUGAUGAUACUGAGCUACCUUGACGCACCCAGCGUGGCACUAUCACUCCUUGUCUCCCGUGGAUGGCACGGAGUCGCAUCCAGCGAUAGGCUAUGGAGCACCAAGUGUGAGGAACUGUGGUGUGGAAAAGCACAUAUACCUCGUGUGUCACAAGAACGGGGAUUAUCAAAGCUAGCUGCAUAUUCAUUUUCUGUCAUGGAUGGAAAACGGAGCCGCAUCACCAAGGACGAUCUGUGUGAUCACGUUUGGAACUUCCACUUUAACAGGGGGGCUCCAGACUAUUGGCGAAAUCUUGAUCCUUACUGGAAGGGAACCGGCCCUCCCAUGCGUCGAUACUUCCAUCCAGAUGGGAGCCAAACUGCAGAUCCUGGUGACCAGGUAUGGGGUGGUCAUGAAUGCUGUUACUCUAUCGUUACCAGUUUUGUUGGUGGAGGAAAGAUCAGGGAACACUAUGUGAGGAUAAACCGAUGGCCCCAAAUGUCCGUGUUCAGGAAGCCAGACUGGAGCUGGGAAAUGUCCAACCACCUGUAUUGUUACUCUAGCAUCCCUGAUGCAGAUAAGGAAGGUGGGACUGGACCACGGUUCCCAGUUUUGAGUAUGUUUUUUUGAGAUAUGCAUAUAGCAACCAGCAAAGUUUGUUAUAUGGAUGUGUAAAUAUGCUGUGGCUUUGAAUAAGACGAUGUACCUACUAUGGACAUAGUCGUUUGCCUAAUAUGUUUUGUACAGACCAAAUAAACUAGGGUGAUGUAAAUUUCUCUUCUGCUGA